AUGGACGCGGAGGAAAUCUCCCUGGGAUUUAUGACGGCCGAGCGGAGGGUUCCUCGAUGGUUUUUCCCAUCGAAGGUAGGAGGCCUCCCCACAUGGCAGGCAGGCCCUCCUCCCGCCAAUUUGUUUUGUACCGUCUGUUCGCCUCAAGUCCCUCUCACGCUGCUCGUUCAGAUUUACGCGCCUGUUGAUGGGCUUGUGGCUUCUUUUCACCGAUCCCUCUACGUAUUUUGCUGCCUCUCUUGCGGGGGGCACUUCCGUGCGGUGUCUUCGCACCUCCCACGAGAAAAUGACGAAUACCCGAGCUUCGCACUCUCCAACUUCUUUGCGUCCAAAAAAGAGUUUUGGCGGCUGUGGCAGCAGCAGCAGCUGGAGCAAAAGGUGAAUACUUGCAACAACAAUAGCAGCAGCACCUCAGACACAUCUGCUACAGCUGCCAUAAUGGCGCCUUCAAGGGGGACUUCAGGAGAUACGCACGGGCAAGCGCAGACAAUUGAUGAGGCAACCAAGGCGGCAGUAAUAAGGCUGCUGCAGCGGGGUGAGAGACUCCGCCAGGUGUGCUGUUGCCCGGUAUGCGGGCUCAGUGGUGGAGAUGUCGUUUCCGAGACAGAACAUGCAGCUGCUGUCGAACUGCUGCAGCAGCAGCUACUCCGAAACGAAAGGAGGCUGCAGGUGUUGUUGCGGCAACAGCAGGAGGAGGCAGCCGAAGCAGCGGAAAGUGACGAGGAGACAGAUCCUUCGGGAGUUGUCGAUCUGGACUCGACAGAGUUCGAAUUCGAGGACACGGAGGCAGAUCAGCGAGGGCUGCUGCUCUUGGAUGGAGUUCAUAUUAAAGCUGGUCGAGUGCUGCAUCCGCGGUGCCUGAAGAGACUGAAGUUCGGUUCUGUAUUUGUUGCCUUCCCGGAGUUUCCCCUGUCCGCUGAGACGGAGGAGCUGGGAAAUAAGGAAUCCUCAGCGAACGAAACUCUGGAAGCUGCUCUAGAGAGGCUUGGACUGGCAGGAGAUAACGAACCCCUUUCUCACGAGGAAGAGCUUCUCAAGCAAUACCAACAAACCAUCAAAGAGACACCGGAGGCUGACCUGGAUGAGUCGGAGACGGAUGCUUUUGAGGAAAUCUACCAGCAGCACACUUCGCAGGAUCCUCAGUUGGAAGUUUUUCUUAAGCGUUGCGGAAGGCCUCAUCAAAAAGGCCACGUCGUCCGGUAUGCCCAGGGGGGCACCCCCCUAUGGCCGUUCUCCAAGGGGCAGAUAAAGCCAGCAGAGGUGCCUCCCUGCGCAUGCGGAGCUAAGAGACAGUUUGAAUUUCAAGUUCAGCCUCACCUGAUCUCUCAAUUAGCGGAGCGGGUUGGUCUGCACGACCCUGCCGGUGUUGCAUCUGUGGAGCGCCUUUCUUUUGGCCUUGUAGCGGUCUACAGUUGUUCAGCACAUUGCUCUUCCCUGUCUACCCUCCCCCGAGGGUACAGAGAAGAAUUCGUAUAUGCACAGCCGGACCCCUUUUAUGGAUGA
This is a messenger RNA of Cyclospora cayetanensis, 1503 nucleotides long. RefSeq lists its product as uncharacterized. The coding region runs from base 1 to 1503 and encodes 500 amino acids. NCBI's taxonomy places the organism in Eukaryota, Apicomplexa, Conoidasida, Eucoccidiorida, Eimeriidae. Gene Ontology annotation, cellular component: cytoplasm. The record is from RefSeq and is a predicted model, not a curated record. The transcript is spliced from 5 exons.